Molecule: messenger RNA, 1943 nt
Organism: Neomonachus schauinslandi (Hawaiian monk seal)
Lineage: Eukaryota; Metazoa; Chordata; Mammalia; Carnivora; Phocidae
Gene: PGD
Product: phosphogluconate dehydrogenase
Exons: 13
Coding region: 104-1555 (483 amino acids)
Biological process (GO): pentose-phosphate shunt, oxidative branch; pentose-phosphate shunt
Cellular component (GO): cytosol
Molecular function (GO): NADP binding; phosphogluconate dehydrogenase (decarboxylating) activity
Source: RefSeq, a predicted model, not a curated record
CUGAGGGCCCGUGCGGGCGCCGCACUCAUCCUCAGUAGCUGGGCCGCGCGCUCUCAGCUCUUCGCUUCCGUCCGCUCCUACCCAGUCCGCCGCCGCCGCCGCCAUGGCCCAAGCUGACAUUGCACUGAUUGGACUGGCUGUCAUGGGCCAGAACUUAAUUUUGAACAUGAAUGACCAUGGCUUUGUGGUUUGUGCUUUCAAUAGGACAGUCUCCAAAGUUGAUGAUUUCUUGGCCAAUGAGGCAAAGGGAACCAAAGUGGUUGGUGCUCACUCCUUGGAGGAGAUGGUCUCCAAGCUGAAGAAGCCACGACGGAUCAUAUUGCUCGUGAAGGCUGGUCAAGCUGUUGAUGAUUUCAUUGACAAAUUGGUACCAUUGUUGGACACUGGCGACAUCAUCAUCGAUGGAGGAAAUUCUGAAUACAGGGACACCACAAGACGAUGUCGCGACCUCAAGGCCAAGGGCAUCCUGUUUGUGGGGAGCGGAGUCAGUGGUGGAGAGGAGGGGGCCCGGUAUGGCCCCUCACUUAUGCCAGGAGGGGACAAACAAGCCUGGCCCCACAUCAAGACAAUCUUCCAAGGCAUCGCUGCGAAAGUCGGGACGGGGGAACCCUGCUGUGACUGGGUGGGGGAUGAAGGAGCAGGACACUUUGUGAAGAUGGUGCACAAUGGGAUCGAGUAUGGGGAUAUGCAGCUCAUCUGUGAGGCUUACCACCUGAUGAAGGAUGUGCUGGGCAUGGGGCAUGACGAGAUGGCAAAGGCGUUUGAGGAAUGGAAUAAGACAGAGCUCGACUCAUUCCUCAUUGAAAUCACGGCCAAUAUUCUCAAGUUCCAAGACAGCGACGGCAAACACCUGCUGCCGAAGAUCAGGGACAGCGCGGGGCAGAAGGGCACAGGGAAGUGGACUGCCAUCUCAGCCCUGGAGUACGGCGUUCCCGUCACCCUCAUCGGAGAAGCAGUUUUUGCUCGAUGCUUAUCAUCUCUGAAGGACGAGAGGAUUCAGGCUAGCAAAAAGCUGAAGGGCCCCCAAAAGAUCCAGUUUGAAGGUGAUAAGAAAGCAUUCCUGGAGGAUAUUCGGAAGGCCCUCUAUGCUUCCAAGAUCAUCUCGUAUGCACAAGGCUUUAUGCUGCUAAGACAGGCGGCCACGGAAUUUGGCUGGACCCUCAACUAUGGUGGCAUCGCCCUGAUGUGGAGAGGGGGCUGCAUCAUCAGGAGCGUGUUCCUAGGAAAGAUAAAGGAUGCAUUUGAUCGGAACCCACAACUUCAGAAUCUGCUACUAGAUGACUUUUUUAAGUCAGCUGUUGAAAACUGCCAGGGCUCGUGGCGGCGGGCAGUGAGCACCGGGGUCCAGGCGGGCAUCCCCAUGCCCUGCUUCACCACGGCCCUGUCCUUCUAUGACGGGUACAGACAUGAGAUGCUACCGGCCAACCUCAUCCAGGCUCAGCGGGAUUACUUUGGGGCUCACACUUACGAACUCUUAGCCAAACCCGGGCAGUUUAUCCACACUAACUGGACGGGCCAUGGUGGCAGCGUGUCGUCCUCUUCAUACAAUGCCUGAUCAGACCGGUCAACUGCCGCGAUUCCCCAGACUGGAACAUUCCACUGGCCACCGACACUGCUUACACAGCCCUCCGCCCUCCUCUCUGCUCAGACCUUUUAAAAUAAAGUCUCAUAAGAGACUCCUGAAAAAGUCACGUGAGUGUACGUGCAAAGAAGCUCCGUGAGCAGCACCAUGCCCUCUGCCCCAGCCUCUUGGAGCCGAGCACGUGCGUGCGUGCGUGAUCAGCUCCCAGAAGCCAUUUCCCACGCGUCCCUGUGCUGAGGGGCAGCGGUUCCCCCUGCUAGAGGCUCGCGGGAAUCGGAAGGGCUUCUGUGGACUUUGCUCAAACUGGAAACUCUGUAUCACGUAGAUUUCCCAUUUUUCUCUACUUAAUAAAAGGUACAUU